Molecule: messenger RNA, 1167 nt
Organism: Magnusiomyces paraingens
Lineage: Eukaryota; Fungi; Ascomycota; Dipodascomycetes; Dipodascales; Dipodascaceae
Exons: 1
Coding region: 1-1167 (388 amino acids)
Biological process (GO): ubiquitin-dependent protein catabolic process
Cellular component (GO): nucleus; cytosol; proteasome regulatory particle, lid subcomplex
Molecular function (GO): structural molecule activity
Source: RefSeq, a predicted model, not a curated record
AUGGAUAUCGACCACGACGUUCCCACAAUCCUCGCUACUCUGCGCGUCGAGGCCGGUGAUGACUUGGCCCCCAUCUUCUACACAAUGGAGGAUCUAUGGGAGCGCAAACUAUGGCACCAACUCACCCAAACUCUUAAGGAGUUUUACGCCGACCCACGUAGCGAACCAUUGCGUCUGCGCGUCUUUACCCAGUUUAUUCGCGAGUUCCAGCGCAAAAUUAACCAGCUGAGCUUGGUUUCCUUUGGUUUACUUGCUGCAAACCAAUCUGCAACUCCUGAAGAAGCCCUCUCUUUCCUCACAAAGCUCGCCGAAAAGGUCGACACCCCAGAGUCUUGGGACGCACAUCUGUUUGCAGAAAUUGAAAUUGCCCGCGUUCAACUUGUCCUCAAUAAUACCGAAGAGGCCCAUACCCUUUUGCAAAAAGUUGCAAAGGCCCUCGAUACCUCUGCAACAGUUAAUACUUAUGACCCCAUGAUCAAUGCAGCAUACUACGACGUGUCUGCUGAGUAUAACAAGGCCAGCGCAGAUUUCACAUCCUACUACCGCAAUGCACUGCUUUAUUUGGCAUGCAUUAACCUUCAAAAAGAUCUGACACCUGUGGCUCAGCAACAACGCGCAUACGACCUGAGCAUUGCUGCCAUUUUGGGCGAUAAGAUUUACAACUUUGGCGAGCUGCUUCUGCACCCAAUUCUCGACUCUCUCAAAGAUAGCGAGUACCAAUGGUUGCUUGAGCUGCUGUUUGCUCUCAAUGACGGCAAUGUUAACAAGUUUGAGGCUCUUACAUCUCAGCACAUUUCUAAACAACCUAUUCUGCAAAACUCACUCCCCUUUCUGCGCCAAAAGAUUUGCCUGACCGCCCUUAUUGAGGCUGUCUUCAAGCGACCCACGUCAUCGCGUGUACUUACUUUUGAAACAAUUGCCCAUGAAACUCGGCUGUCAAUUGACGAGGUUGAACAUCUCGUCAUGAAGGCAUUGUCUCUGGGUCUGCUCAAGGGAUUCAUUGAUCAAGUUAGCCAAACUGUUACCGUCACUUGGUUACAACCCAGAGUAUUGAAUAAAGACAAUAUUGAGAGCAUGCGUUUGCGUCUGGUUCAAUGGGAUAAUGAUGUCAAGAACCUGAGUGUGUGGAUGGAAAAUGAAGGUAAGGAGGUUUGGACUUAUGCUUAG